Messenger RNA from Limulus polyphemus (Atlantic horseshoe crab), 839 nucleotides. Its product is annotated as E3 ubiquitin-protein ligase Rnf220-like. The record is from RefSeq and is a predicted model, not a curated record. Gene Ontology annotation, biological process: protein ubiquitination. The transcript is spliced from 7 exons. Bases 166 to 516 code for a protein of 116 amino acids. Gene Ontology annotation, molecular function: ubiquitin protein ligase activity. Lineage: Eukaryota; Metazoa; Arthropoda; Merostomata; Xiphosura; Limulidae.
CACCUAACGUCAAGAAGAAGGACAUCAGACCACUUCCAAGAAGAUCUAAAUGAACACAAGGAAACAAGCACGAGAGAGCCAAGAAAGGGGCAGAGUCAUAGUGAGACCAUAGCUCCAGCAUCAGAAACUAACAUUGAAGCCGAAGAACAUACGAUAGAAAGACCAAUGGCAGAAGAGAGUCAUUUUCUUGAGAUCACUGCAGUUAAACAAACCAUUCCAGAAGCAGAGAGUAUUAUUCCAGAUACCGGGCUGAUCCAGGUAGACGAAAAUGCGGAUCCAAACAAAUUGAUUGGUUUGCUUCAAGACCGACUCAAAGAACUCCAGACACGACAACAGAAGUCACCGACACUCAAGUGUCAACUUUGUCAGGGUUUGUAUGAAAAGCCUGUAGUAUCUGUGUGCUGUUGGCAUGUCCUCUGUGAGCGCUGUUGGUUACAAGCUUUGGGAGUAAAGCGAGUGUGUCCUCAAUGUGAUGCCAUCACCUUCCCUUCAGACUUGAGAAUGUUAAACCUUUGAAGAUAAUUAACUAUUUCAACUCUGUCUUUACGGUGGUGAUGCUACAAACUCAAGGAGAUCAUGUUUUUUGGGAGUGACACGAGCGGGUUCAUUUUGAUUACGAAGAUAUGACGCCUAGUGUUCAUUUCUUCAGAACAUCGUACUAGUGAUUUCUCCUGAGUUUUGGAACGGUUACAACCAGGAAGUGUUUACCAGAUGAUAAAGAAGAUGAUAUCCUGUAACCUGUGUUUACAGCUCAAGGAAUAUAAUUCAUGGAAAAAGUUAGUUCCUCUCCUCCACAGAAGAUGGAGCUCCCGUUGAGUGUUGAUUAACUGUUUCAUUUU